CUGAGGUUGUGACAAACCCUAACAAGACUGUAUCUUUCCAGUCUCUUAGCUUCAUCGUUUUGCCGCCGCUUCUCCGCUUCAGGCCCGAGCGAUACAGGUAAGUCAGGUGUUGAAAAGAUGGGCCGUGUCCGUACCAAGACAGUGAAGAAAUCUUCUCGUCAGGUCAUCGAGAAGUAUUACUCAAAGAUGACACUCGACUUCCACACGAACAAGAAGAUCUUGGAAGAAGUUGCAAUCAUCCCCUCCAAGAGGCUUCGCAACAAGAUUGCCGGGUUUUCCACCCACUUGAUGAAACGUAUCCAGAAGGGACCAGUCCGUGGAAUCUCCCUGAAACUCCAGGAGGAAGAACGUGAACGCCGCAUGGACUUUGUCCCCGACGAGUCUGCCAUUAAAACCGACGAGAUCAAGGUCGAUAAGGAAACCCUAGAGAUGCUUGCUUCUCUGGGAAUGUCUGAUAUUCCGGGUCUGUCUGAAGUGGAGCCGCAGGCUAUGGCGCCAACCAACCUGUUUGGCAGGCCGGGCAGAAGGUACUGAGUUGCCAAUGGCUGGUUCUUGAAAGUAAUAUGGAUAUGAAACAUCGUUUGCUUUCGGUUUAAGGUUAAUGUCUGAAUAUGGAACUGUUGCAUUUGAUCUUUCAUUUUUUUGGUGAUAUGUUUUUGUCUAUUUGGAACCAAAGAGUUUGAGUUAUAAUAGUCAGAAGCAUCCAUGAUCCUUUUCCAAUGUGAUUUUGGUAUUAUGGGUUUUGAAUGGUUA
Molecule: messenger RNA, 753 nt
Organism: Tarenaya hassleriana
Lineage: Eukaryota; Viridiplantae; Streptophyta; Magnoliopsida; Brassicales; Cleomaceae
Product: 40S ribosomal protein S17-4
Exons: 2
Coding region: 118-534 (138 amino acids)
Biological process (GO): translation
Cellular component (GO): ribosome
Molecular function (GO): structural constituent of ribosome
Source: RefSeq, a predicted model, not a curated record